AUGAGACGUAUCCGAUCUGCCUGUGACCAGUGUCACACCAGGAAACUUCGUUGUUCUGGGGGAGAGCCCUGUGCCAACUGCCAAUUAUCAAAUCAGGAUAUUGAUUGUGCCUAUAGCCUCUCCAAUCCACUGGGCCGUCCUAAAGGUGUGAAGAAUAAGUCGCCGCGAUCGAAUGCGAUGAUCACAAAGUCACAAGACAACGUUAAUACAUCAACCCUUCCACGACAAAUCCAUGAGUCGCGGCAGAUGAUCGACAAUGGUCCCUUUACAGCCUCGUGCAUGCCGUACAUGGCCGACCCCGACGCAUCAAUGGCAUCCUCAGACUCCGGUGGCUACGAUUUCUUAGACGAGGACUUUUUAAUGGGCGCAACAAAUUCCCUCUCGUUUUUUGGCCCGUCUGGCCCAUGCACCUGCACCUGCCUUCAGCAACAUGCAAGUCUUUUGUCACAUCUUCGGCGCGUACAAUGCAUUGGGGCCCCACUACCCGUAGAUAUUCUUCUCUCUGCUGCCCAGAGAACCUUUGCUACGUUAAAGGAAUUUACCCAUUGUACUACCGCCUGCCAUGGUAAUACGCAUGAGGAAGCCAUGCUGCUCUCUGCAUUGAGCCUCCGAAAUACGUUUCGACUACUGCAAGGCUAUGCCAACUUUGUGCCGAUACCGAUGGAACACCCCCAUAUUGGUACACAUGCGCUUGAUCAUAGAAAUCAGACCCCUGCUCACUCCCAGCCCCAAACUCACAUUCCACAUACUGCGAGGGGCGCUAUCGACAUGAAGAUCGGUGGAUAUCACGUUGAAGAUGAUGAGAGGGAGAUGGUUAGUGAUAUGCUCGCGCUUCAUAUACUGAGUCGUAUCGAGUUCGCCGUGGCGGCUCUUUUAAAGCGAGUAUCUACCCUUAUGCAGGCGGAAAUUACGCCAAGUAUAGAUCAGAUACGAGGUUCGCACCAAAGUGACCGAAAAAUUCUCGAUCAAGAGAGUGACAUGGGACAGGUGCAACAUGUUUUGCGUGGGCUAGGAGCUAUUGUGGAUGAUAUAAGGAGAUCUCUACACUGGAGACACCACAUGACUAUGCAACGAUCUUAUGGAUUAUGA
This is a messenger RNA of Penicillium taxi, 1089 nucleotides long. RefSeq names its product Zn(II)2Cys6 transcription factor domain-containing protein. Gene Ontology annotation, molecular function: sequence-specific DNA binding; DNA-binding transcription factor activity, RNA polymerase II-specific; zinc ion binding. Lineage: Eukaryota; Fungi; Ascomycota; Eurotiomycetes; Eurotiales; Aspergillaceae. Gene Ontology annotation, cellular component: nucleus. The coding region runs from base 1 to 1089 and encodes 362 amino acids. The transcript is spliced from 2 exons. The record is from RefSeq and is a predicted model, not a curated record. Gene Ontology annotation, biological process: positive regulation of transcription by RNA polymerase II.